AUGGCGUGUUUGAUACUUGUUCUCCUAGCUGUCUUGUCAGCAACAUAUGCCACCACAGAGAUUGAGAAGCGAGUCAUAGGAGGUUCCAAUGUUGUGUCGGGGAAUUAUGCGUAUGUUGGAAGCCUGCAGCAGUUCCUUGACGGCGCGUGGACACACAUAUGUGGUGUUACCAGAAGAGCCUCGUCCUUGUUUGUGUCUGCAGGACACUGCACGAAUGGAAGUGACGCCAGUACCUUCAGGGUUGUAUUCGAUACUGUAGAUCUGACGGAUCUCUCGCCACCGGCGCAGAUAACAUCGAUAUCAUCAAUCUAUGUGAUUGGAUCUUUCACCCAGAAUGGCCCAGGUUACAGGCUUGACUACACGGAGUUAACAGUGCUCAACAGCAACAUCACCGCUCAUGGCGCGCAGGACAUCAUCCUAUCUAACUUAACCGCAUUGAACCUAACUGGCCAACAAUGCAUCAUCGUGGGCUUCGGAGAAGGCAGCGUGUUGAUGGAGAAAAGCGUCACUGUCAUCAGCACGGCAGAGUGUAUACAGCGACUGUCUGGAUCUGGCGCAAUGAUCACUGAGACGGAAGAGAUCUGUAUCGACGGUCACUCCAUCACAGCAGGUGACAGUGGAGCCCCCCUAGUAUGUGGAGGGGAGUAUGUCGGCCUCGCCUCCUGGAGCUAUACACCAUGUCCAGGAACAAGCGUCUUUCUGAGACUCAGCAGUCCGAUUCUCGACGACUAA
Molecule: messenger RNA, 732 nt
Organism: Haliotis rubra (blacklip abalone)
Lineage: Eukaryota; Metazoa; Mollusca; Gastropoda; Lepetellida; Haliotidae
Product: chymotrypsin-like serine proteinase
Exons: 6
Coding region: 1-732 (243 amino acids)
Biological process (GO): proteolysis
Molecular function (GO): serine-type endopeptidase activity
Source: RefSeq, a predicted model, not a curated record